AUUAGCGCGAGAAGUAGCAGGUGGGAAUCGGCAAGUGGGGGCGGGUUAAAGUUCGAUUUUCACGUACGCUGGCAGAUACGAUCUUCGGCCGGUGGCCAGGUGGCCAUGGCGACGGAUCGUGAAAAUCGCGUGGCCGGGACCGAUCAAUACGAGCGCGACUUCUCGGGUCCCUGCCUCGUUCUCUCCCUCUCUCAUUCUCUCUCGCUCUUUCUCGUGGUCGGCCGCUAUCUCCCCUCUUUCUCUUCUUUCGCCAGUGAGCGCGCGCGCAAGAGAGAGAGGGAGAAAGAGAGAGAGCCCGGUACGAUGCCAAGGGAAACCCCUCCCGCUCGCGUACGCCCCUUUCCGCGCGAGAAAACACACGCACGCACGCAUAUACGCGUUCACAGGCAAAAACGCAAUAACUCGUGGCUGCCACCGAGGGGGGAGAAGGUGACCGAAAGUGGGGGUAGGGGAGGGAGAAAGAACGACGACGAAAGCACGCAGAAAGCAAAGGGUGAGAACGAGAAUGUGGCACGAAACUCGCUAGGCACGUGCUCUGAAUCUCUGCCGAACGAGUUUGCACAGCAUCCGUACGAGGAUGUUUCGGACGAAGGUGAGCUACCUGGAGGAGGUGGAUUCAUCGGGUAAUGUGACACUACCCUUGGUAGAAUCUUGAGAGGACACGUGCUGCAUAAAUGGAACCACGUGCCUCACCUACCGAUUAAUUGUGCAUUCUAUAAUAAUGAAUAGGACGAACAUAUAUGCAUAAGAAAGUAACAAACCUGUAGAUACAAUAAAAUACAAGCAAAUUA
Messenger RNA from Megachile rotundata (alfalfa leafcutting bee), 791 nucleotides. RefSeq lists its product as uncharacterized. Lineage: Eukaryota; Metazoa; Arthropoda; Insecta; Hymenoptera; Megachilidae. The record is from RefSeq and is a predicted model, not a curated record.